AUGUCUAGUAUGCUAAAAGCAACGGAACGGCAUUUUUAUUUUCAUGGCGAGGAGGGUUAUGAAGCAGAACGCAACAGCUGUCACUGGUGCCAGAUUCGCUCCUUUCCUACACACUCGGAUCUUCCCGUCACCGUAGUCAACGAAGAAGACUCGCAGGUCCUUCCAGACGACUUUCGUUUCAUCAACAACGUUGUUCUCGGUAAAGGGGUCGAGCAAGCCGGGGAUAGUUUCCGCAGCGGCUGCUCCUGCGCCAAUGAUUCACAUUGUCAGUUUACAAGCUGCCACUGCCUUGCCGACUUGGAGGACGACGACUCUAGUGACGAGGAGGAAGACUCUCCAGGCCAUGAUUCCAGUCGAAUGAACGUUGACAAACCACGGGUCCGGAGGAAGGCAUACGCCUAUCACGCCCGUGGUGCUAAGGCGGGUCUCUUGAGAUCAAAAUUUCACGACUCCAAGACCCCUAUCUACGAGUGUCAUCAAGGCUGUUCUUGCAGUACAGACUGUCCAAAUCGUGUUGUGGAGCGUGGUCGGACUAUCCCUCUGGAGAUUUUCCGUACUAAAGAUAGAGGAUGGGGUGUGCGAUCACCAGUAUCGAUCAAGAAAGGCCAGUUCGUCGACAGGUAUCUGGGAGAAAUUAUCACAUCCGCGGAAGCUGAUCGCCGACGCUCCAAAUCCGCCAUCUCACAGCGCAAGGACGUAUACCUUUUCGCCCUCGACAAAUUUACUGAUCCGGACUCGCUCGACACACGAUUGAAAGGUCCAUCUCUAGAAGUUGACGGUGAAUUCAUGUCUGGCCCGACACGCUUCGUCAACCACUCUUGCGAACCCAACAUGAGAAUAUUUGCACGAGUGGGCGACCAUGCCGACAAGCACAUCCAUGAUCUUGCCUUGUUUGCAAUCAAGGACAUACCAAAAGGUCAGGAGCUUACCUUUGACUACGUUGACGGAGUUUCGCACGAAGGCGAGGAGCCAGGUGGUGAUGUUGAUCAUAUGACACGGUGUCUCUGCGGUAGUAAGAAAUGUAGAAGGUUUCUAUGGUGA
This is a messenger RNA of Fusarium sp. VM40, 1041 nucleotides long. The record is from the annotation of a GenBank genome assembly. Lineage: Eukaryota; Fungi; Ascomycota; Sordariomycetes; Hypocreales; Nectriaceae.